Molecule: messenger RNA, 623 nt
Organism: Danaus plexippus (monarch butterfly)
Lineage: Eukaryota; Metazoa; Arthropoda; Insecta; Lepidoptera; Nymphalidae
Gene: RpS18
Product: small ribosomal subunit protein uS13
Exons: 3
Coding region: 137-595 (152 amino acids)
Biological process (GO): translation
Cellular component (GO): ribosome; small ribosomal subunit; cytosol
Molecular function (GO): structural constituent of ribosome; RNA binding
Source: RefSeq, a predicted model, not a curated record
UGCCUUAAUGCUUUUUAAAAAACAAUUAUGUAGUCUAUUCCCAAUUUUGACAACUGUAGUAUAAUCUGUGAAAUAAUAUUUCUUUUCUUAGGUGGACUGGUUUCUAAGUGGACAUUGAGCCCCUAAAUUAUUAAAAAUGUCGCUCGUUAUCCCGGAUAAAUUCCAACAUAUUCUUCGUAUUAUGAAUACGAAUAUUGAUGGCAAACGCAAGGUUAUGUUUGCUAUGACCGCUAUUAAGGGAGUCGGUCGUCGAUAUUCUAAUAUUGUAUUGAAAAAAGCCGACAUCGACCUGGACAAACGUGCCGGGGAAUGUACGGAAGAAGAGGUUGAGAAAAUUGUAACAAUCAUGUCACAUCCGAGACAAUACAAAAUCCCCGAUUGGUUCCUCAACAGACAGAAAGACAUUGUUGAUGGCAAGUACAGCCAAUUGACAUCAUCCAACUUGGAUUCCAAGCUCCGUGAGGAUUUGGAAAGGUUAAAGAAGAUCAGGGCUCACAGAGGCAUGCGUCACUACUGGGGUCUCCGUGUGCGCGGUCAACAUACCAAGACCACCGGCAGACGCGGUAGAACUGUUGGUGUGUCCAAGAAGAAGUAAAAUAAAUAAAUAAUUUUAUUCUCAUAAA